Mercenaria mercenaria is the source of this 2079-nucleotide messenger RNA. RefSeq lists its product as uncharacterized. The record is from RefSeq and is a predicted model, not a curated record. The transcript is spliced from 3 exons. Bases 547 to 2079 code for a protein of 510 amino acids. Lineage: Eukaryota; Metazoa; Mollusca; Bivalvia; Venerida; Veneridae.
CAAAAUUACAUAAAAACCACCAGGAGAUUUUCUUGAAUAAUUAGAAAAACUUCAGUAUUAAUGUGGUUUACUUCUGUCUAAACACACCUAGAUUAGGGACUGGAGGGGCGCGUGGGGGUCCGGGGUGGCUGCAACCGUGUAGAAAGAGUACAAAUGGUAAUCUCCUUUGUUUUUUUCCUGGUUAAUAUGUUGUAUAUGUUAACAAUAGUUUUUUUUCGGAAGCUAAUACAUGUAUUUACUUAUUUUCUUUACCAUUCAGUAUUCAGUUUGAAUGAAUACUUUACAGUGCUAUGUAUCCUUUGCCUUUUUAGAUUCAUUCCAAUAUUUUUUUCUUUUCAUUUUUAGAAUUUUCUUUUUUACAUUUUCUGCUAUCACGGCGUAUAAAUAGCCCUUUUCCGAAACUAAGUUGCUCCCCUUGCUAAUUAUCUCCCAUUACGAGAUGUGCGCUUGCGCGAGAAAUCAACGAUAACUUCCGGGGACUAUCAAACUUGUCAAAUUCCAUUGUCACCGAGGUGUGAAUGUUGGUUAUUUUUAGAAACUGUCGUAAUGCUUCCCGAGAAUAGAAAGACAUCUCGUAAAUACUGUUGUAUAUGUAAGGGAAUUUAUCGUGGUAAAGUUGUGGAUGGCAAAACUAUUUCGUUACACAGAUUUCCUCAAAAUAAACGAUUGAAAAGAGUAUGGAUUCAAAGAUGUAAAACGGUGAUGAGAACCUUCAAAUGGAACGAAAAUAAGUUAUUGUGUAGUGAACACUUCGUUGAAUCGAGAGGACCGACCUUCCUACAUACCCUGCCAUCAAUAUUUCCGACACAAAAUGGAGUAAAGAAAAUAUUUCCAACUUCGAACCUUUGUGAGAAUGAGCCAGUUCCAGAAUCCGAUGAAGAGAACACUGUGGAAGACGAGGGUGUCGCAAAUUAUUAUUUUGCUACCAAACUUGAGGAAAGCUGUCCAAGCACCGUAAAUGCUGAUUCAUACAGUCUAUUUCAAGGUGUAGAACACUCUGAACUUGAAGUGUCCCUUCAUUUCCACGAUUACUGUAAAGAACCUGCUCCAUCAGCUUAUUUUAUGAGGAAUAUGGAAACACAGACAUAUCCUGAUACAUCUACAAAGACAACAGAGACACAAUCGCUGCCCAUAAAAAGCUUCUCCACAGUUGGAACUCAAACUGAAUGUGAAACAAAAGAAAGCGGACAGCAAACAGAUUUGCCCCUUCUUGCCUACGAAGAUGUUAUGACUUCGAAUUCGAAAUUAAUAUUUUAUACAGGAAUUCCAGACAGAAAUACAUUUGAUGCAAUUUUCGACGAAAUUAAGGAAGACGCCAAUGAGAAAACAUCUACCCAAAGUUCAGGAUACAGUUGUUCAUUUGGAGGUCGGCCAAGAACAUUAAGACUCAUUGAUGAAUUUUUCAUGACCUUAAUGCGCUUACGGUUAGGGUUAUUGGUGGAGGACUUGGCGAAUAGAUUUUGUAUUUCAUCCACUGCAUGUGGCAGAGUUCUUAAUACAUGGAUUGAUUAUCUUGACUCAAAAUUAGAUUUUCUUAUAAUGUGGCCAUCUUCUGCAACAGUGAAACACAACAUGCCUAAAGUGUUUAGAGAUAAAUUUCCAGAUACUCGAGUGAUUAUUGACUGCUCGGAAAUUCGCACAGAGACGCCAAGUUCAUUACAACUGAAGUCAUUGUUGUACAGCGACUAUAAAUCACACAUAACGUGGAAGUCAUUGGUUGGAAUUAGCCCAUCGGGCCAUGUGACAUACGUGUCUGACCUGUGGGUCGGAUCAAUAAGCGAUAAACAGUUGACAAAACAAAGCGGUAUUCUCGAAUUAUGUCAACAGGGUGACGCCAUUAUGGCGGAUAAAGGUUUUACAAUAGCAGACUUGACAACGCCAAAAGGCAUCAAAUUAAUAAUUCCUCCCUUUCGUCGGUCAAACACGAAAUUUUCUAAACGAGAAGUUCAAAAUACAAGGGACAUAGCAAAUGCUAGAAUACAUGUGGAGAGACAAAUGGAAAGAAUUAAGAACUUUAGGAUUGUUCAGGGUGUAAUGCCUAUUACAAUGGCUAAAUGUGGAAACUUUGUGCAAAACUAA